AUGACGAAGAAAUUAACGAAACAUCAAUUUGAGAAUUCUCGAAGAGAAACUAAUGAUAGCUUUAUGGAGGAAUUUGGAAAUAAUUCGGUGAAUACUUGUCAUGAUAGUCAAAAACUUUGCAAAUUUUGGGCAACCAUUGGUGAAUGCAUCACAAAUAAGAAAUGGAUGGAAAUUAAUUGUCCGGUUGCAUGUAGUAAAUGUCAAACACCUGCAAAAUGCACGAAUAAGCAUGCAUUAUGUUCCUUUUGGUCAUCCAAUGGUGAAUGUGAAAUGAAUGCUGUAUGGAUGCAUGUCAAUUGUCGUCAAUCAUGCAUGCUUUGCAAUGACAGUCAUUUCAAUUUCAAUACAUCUACACGUCAUACAAUAUCGAUUGGUGAUGUACGCAAAAAAAAUGCUCGAUUUGGAUGUGUCUCACAAUUAGAUCGUAAUAAUUGCAAGCAAAAUUUAUGCUAUCAUCUUAGAUUUCGAACUUUUGAUGGUACAUGUAAUAAUUUACAAUCACCACAAAAUGGUGCUGCUUUUUCACCGUACAUUCGUUUGAAAGAACCACGAUAUGAUAAUGGAAUUAAUGCGCCAAUAUCAUCAAUUCGAAAAACGCGACCAAUGGCACGCGAGGCGUCACGUUUAAUGCUUGCAUCAGAUACACAGGUGACAAGUGAUUCAAAUGCUUUGCUGAUGCAAUGGGGCCAAUUUUUGAGCCACGAUAUGGCCAAGACAACAACUCUAAACAAUCAAGAAUGCGCAUCAUGUGAACCUAAUUCUAAAUGCACGAAUGUUUUCUUAUCACGACAUGAUCCAACGUUUGGUCGUUUCCAAUGUUUACCGGUGGCACGUUCUACCCCGUUAUGUGGCACCGGGAAAUCAUUUCCCCGUGAACAAUACAACGAAAACUCGGCAUAUCUUGAUGGUUCAAUGAUUUACGGUUCUUCCGAUUUGGAUCAAUUCAUGUUCCGGCAGGGAAGUUUCAUGAAGACACAGAUUAUUCGAGAUCGUGUUUUCCCUCCAAUUGAUAGCAAUCAAAAUAUUAUCACCGGUGAUGAUCGAGCUAAUAUAUUUGUCGGUUUAGCUGCGCUCCAUGUACUUUUUGUUCGAGAACAUAACAAGAUAGCAUCAGUGUUGCAAGAUUUAAACAAAAAUUGGGAUCAGGAUCGAAUUUUUCAAGAAACACGACGAAUAAUUGGAGCUGCCAUACAACAUAUUACAUAUAAGGAAUAUUUACCUCGUAUAUUAGGCAGUAAAUUUAAUGAAUUAAUCGGUGAGUACGAAGGUUAUGACGAGAACGUGGAUGCAACCAUCAGUAAUGAAUUUACCGGAUGUGCCUUCCGAUUUGGACAUGGAAUGAUACAGGAAUUUUAUCCAUUUCUUGACGAGAAUUUCCACCGUAUAGGUGGCAUAUUGUUUAAUGAUGGCAUGUUCAAAAGUAUCCAUCUCUUUGCGCAUGGAAUUGAUCCAAUCAUUCGUGGUUUGAUAAGUUUACCAGCAAAAAUGCCCCAAAGGCUUACUCCAGCAAUAACUGAACGAAUAUUUGGUAAUUCUGAUCUUGGUUCUAUCAAUAUUCAACGUGGACGUGAUCAUGGAAUACCUGGAUAUGUUAUUUGGAGAAAAUUUUGCAAAAUGCCAAAUGUGCGAACAUUCGAUGAUCUCAAUACAACAAUUAAAAAUCCAAUUUUACGUUCAAAUCUUAAAAUUUUAUAUGGACAUGUAGGUAA
Molecule: messenger RNA, 1709 nt
Organism: Loa loa (African eye worm)
Lineage: Eukaryota; Metazoa; Nematoda; Chromadorea; Rhabditida; Onchocercidae
Product: animal heme peroxidase
Exons: 11
Biological process (GO): response to oxidative stress
Molecular function (GO): peroxidase activity; heme binding
Source: RefSeq, a predicted model, not a curated record